Messenger RNA from Maniola jurtina (meadow brown), 8765 nucleotides. RefSeq lists its product as uncharacterized. Bases 296 to 6391 code for a protein of 2031 amino acids. Lineage: Eukaryota; Metazoa; Arthropoda; Insecta; Lepidoptera; Nymphalidae. The transcript has 23 exons. The record is from RefSeq and is a predicted model, not a curated record.
GCGGCCGCGCGCCGCACAAUCGAUACUCACGUCGUAUUUUCUACCAAAUAAAAUUUCCUAUCCCGAAAAUAGCUAAAACAUCCUCAUUUAUCAUCAAAUAUAAUAUCCUAUCUCUAAAAAGUGAUACAAAAUGUAUCCCUGUAUGAACAGUGAUGCGUAAAUUGUAUUAUCGCGAAUAAGUGCGACGCAGAAUCGUUUAGGAGGGACUAGUGAGCUCUUCUCAAAAUUGCCAACGGAUCAGCGAUCCUGGAGGCAUAACGUGAAGUGAAAUUUCGUUUGAUGAAGUGAAACCGGAAUGGACCUUGCGGUGAACUUGGAUCGGGAAGAUUACAAGAUGGCGGCGGCUCCUGCGUCCUGUAUGGGCGCCGAGCACGGCUGCGUCAUGUUUGACUGCUUGGUGCAUCUAUGGGAAUGGAUUGACCCGCCGGUUGUCCAGACAGAAUAUCAAAUGGAGAACAAAAAGAAUGUCACAGCAACACAACAACCCAUUACUCAACAACACAUCAUGGCGCACCACGUCCAUCCCGACCAAAUAUACUCGCCACAACAUUCGCAGUUACCUGCACACGUAAACAACCAGUCCACGCAAAUUCAGCCAAAUGGCGUCAUGCAUCAACUAUUGCAAAGCCAAUAUCAAUCAAACAUGAACGCACGAUCGCCGCUUCUAGAGAACAGGCACGAAAUGUAUGGUACCGGACAUAAUCACGAUUAUGCGAGACAUUACGGGGCGAAUGACAAUUACAAUUAUCCACAAUCACCUCCUCGGCUCGAAAGAACAGAAAUCCAUACAGACCACAAUGUAAAUCAUGAACUAUUGCACAAUAUCCCCAAAGGAUACAACGCAGAAGUUUACCAAGAUUAUUUAAAACGUAACCCACCGAAAGACAGUAACCAAAUAUAUCAAAACCAUCAACCUAUGUAUAGAACUAAUGUAAAUCAGUACGGCGCGAAACCGUAUCUUCCUUAUUCAAACCGAAUAGGGCCCCAAAGUAACACUGAGUUAUUAAGAAAACAGUACAAUGAAAUUCAACAAAUGAAAAUGCAACAGCAAAUGCAUUACCAGAAUCAAGCUCAAAUGCAUCAACAGCAAAAGUUUGCUGAAAGACAACUGUUGCUGCAACAAAUUCAUGGUGUUCAACCACCGCCUAACUUACAAAAUAGUAUAUACUCCGAUAGUUCUUACAGAGAUUUAGAUCGAUAUAGUAGUAAAACUGAUUUUAAGGACUACAGCAGCACAGACUUGUCGAAAGAUUUGGACAGGUAUUCUAAGAAUAACGAGUAUAAGGAUUUACAGAAUAGGCAUUAUCAAGACACUCAUUGGCAAUCAAAUCAAGGUGAUUUUCGAGAGUUAGAAAGACAGAGACCAGAGCAGGACAAGGCGAAAAGCAAUUCUCCACCCUCAGAUUUCAAUCAAAAAAAUUUCGAUAUGAUAUCCCCAAUGAAAUCAAGCGAGUCUAGUACACCUACUAUAAAGUCACCCUCAUCAGACAGUCGUCGUAGCAGUAGUGGAACACAGUUACGAUCUCCAACUGCCCAACGAAUACCCUCAGCCCCCGUGACCUUGUCUGGAAUGCUUUAUAAACAAGGAUCCGACGGUCUUAAGGUUUGGCGGAAGAGGUGGUUCGUUUUGUCGGAGUAUUGUUUAUUCUACUACAAAAGUCAAGACGAAGAAAAACUCUUGGGGUCCGUCCUCUUGCCUUCAUACAAAGUCUCUGCAUGUACAGCUGAGGAUAAAGUGAUGCGGAAGUUUGCGUUUAAACUGGAACACGCAAAUAUGAGGACGUAUGUGUUAGCUGCAUUAGACCAGGAAGCUAUGAUGAAGUGGGUGAAGGCGCUCACUCUGGCAGCCCUAAUGCAAACAUCUAAUGAACAGCAACAAAAGCAAAUUGAUCGGGCAGCUGCAAAAACAGAGGAUGGCGAUGAGGCUGGUCCAACAUACGCCAAUGCUCCACCUAAACCACGACGAGCCAACGACGGAUAUAAUUCACCCAGUCCGGAUAUGUACGAUCCAAAUUAUGAUCUACUCAAAAAACCCGCAUCACACUACAGUCAAGGCACUAGUCACACUCGAUACCAGGACACAACCUACAGCACAAAACAGGAGAUAUACACACGCAGCCCGCAAUCACCGCCCUCGCAAUCGCAACCGCCUUACCAAACGAAAAGACCUUACGACAUGCAGCAACUCUCUUUACCCUUAUCAAAGACUGCUUACGACAAUCCCGAAAAAACUCCAAACGCCCCGUCUAUUAAUAAGUCUAAUCCUCAAUCUCCUUAUUUUGAUAAUAGGUCAGCUAGAAACCAGCAACAACAGUCGCAAGAAGACAAAAUUGAAAAUUUAUAUGAAAAGAAAUCCCAUUACAAUCCUUUUUUACAAGAUUGUGGAGGAAGGCUAGAACAAAAAACGAAAGAUGAUGAAAAAAGUAGAUCUAUUGCAGAAUCGAAUAAAACAUCGAUUUAUAAUGAAAGUUACCCUGAGUCUCGAACCAACUCAAAGACAUACGUUGAUACUAAUAUGUACGGAAGAGAAGUUUAUGGUGACGUAAAUAUGAAGGCAAAUAAACCAAGUACAAUGAAUGAACGACUGGCUGAGAGGCGAACUCCUGAUGCCUAUGGUAGAGCAGCAGUCAUGUCAGCCUAUAAUACAGAAAAAAUUGGAGACUACGAAGAUAUUUAUGCAGCUUAUGGAAAUGAAACUGGAAAAGCAUACGCUAAAUCACCAAAUCCCUCACAGCCCCGGGAUACUAUUAGUUUAUCUAGUCACAAAUCGCCGCAAGAUCAACAUACCAACUCUGUGACAGAUAAAACGUUUAGUGGACCCUCAGUGUUGCGGAGGAAAAAAAUGCAAGCGAGUGGUGUUCAGCCACCAAUGCCGCGCCCUCAUAGUGCAGAUUUUUUGGAAUAUGAAUCCAAAAAUGAAACACUUUAUAAAGUAACACCAACUCGAAAUAUGCAUGAUCCACCAAAACAACCACCACGGCCAAAGUCUAGUCUGGAUAUUAACUCCUACUAUGACCCGAGUUCAGAUAAAUAUUACUCUGAGGAAAGUUAUGCACAAAAAAUGCGUCAAUCAGCACAAUAUUUGCAACAACAGGGCCUAGCGCCCAAAAAUAUACAAAUGCCAUUAGAAAAAUACGCCAGCGGUCUAGCUGAGAAACAAUUACAUUCUCCGUAUACUCACCCAAUUAACAAUAACUAUGAAACUGAAUUUAGUAAUAAUAGAAACAUUCGUGAUAAUGUAAGUUAUAAUUCAAAAUAUAGCGACCUUGAAGGAUUGAAUUCUAAUUGGACGUUAAAAGAAAAAGAAUUAGAAACUCAAAAAGAUUAUUUAAAUAGAAGCGGUAGUGUAAUGAGUGAUGGUUCACACAUCAGUGGAUAUGUUAAGGAGGCUGGUAAAUUUGAUCCAGGAAUAGAAGGAUUUAUGAGAUCGGCGAGCGCUAGACUACCGUCAUCUACUGAAAGAGAAGGAGAAAAGAAAGUACAGCAGCGUGAAGAAUCAAUGAAAAGAUUGCUUGAGUGGAAACAGAGAAUGUUACAAUCUCCACUUACGAGAAAGAGCACUCCAGCUACUAUAUCUUUAUCCAGAUCCUUGAAUCAAAGUCGUCAAUCAUUAAGAUCUGAUCAGUACAAACCUAAAACGUAUAAAAAUGCUUCUUAUAACAGCUAUUCUUCGGAUGAUGAAGCUUCUAUGACUAUGUCAGGCACAAAUGUAGAACCCGGCUCUAACAAUAAUAAUAAUACCACUAACAUAAGCCAGCAAACUUUGUCAAAGAAAGCAUUCCUCGGAAGUAACACGUCGAUCGGAAGGAGCAAUAGGGACGGAAACAUACCUGUGCGAGCUGUAAGUCCUAGAGUACGGUGGGUCGAAGAAAAACCACCUAAUGAACAGUAUUGUUCACAACAGCUAACAGCGUCACAGCAGAAUUUGAACACAAUAACCGGAACGGAAGACGCAUGGACGACCGUAAGGUCACCAUCAAGAGUUUUACAACAACCCAUUAGGGCAGUUAGUCCUAGAGUAAGAAGAAACACUGAACAAGACGAUAUGCGUAAGAACAUCCAAAAUCAAGAAUCAAGUGAAGUGCCCACGGCUGGAGAGCUCUUGGGAAGAAGUCAUGAAGAACUAGUAUUGCUUUUGAUUCAAUUGAGACGACGUCACGCAGCUACCCAUCGUUCUAUUGAGCAAUGCUGUAUUCAGAUUAGUAGUAUUGAGGACUGCCUAAGUUCCCUCAAAGCUAUGGAACGGGAAGAAAGCCUUCAGCGUUUGGAACAGUUAAAGUCACAACUAAUGGAAUUAGAGAAUCAUUAUGAAAAGAGUAAACCGUUAGUACAAUUGGUUGACAAUAUGGUGAAACUUGGGUCUUUGUAUAACAGACCUGGUUCGACUAUUGAAAGGCUGGAGCGAAAUCAAAGGCUCAGACAAAAAGUUCUUGCGGAGCAUGCUGUGGAACAACAAAGAUGGCUCGAAAGUGCAGCAGCUGGUAAGCCCUUAGAAACUGAAGCUGCGAGAGUAAGAGUUGCUGAAUUAUGGGCAUUAGAGCAAGAACUGGCAGACGAGGCCGCCAUACUUCAAGGUCUUAAGACUGAUAAAGACGCUAUUGACUCGCUGCUUUCUGGAGUUCGUAGCAAGCUCGAUAGUGUGAACGUCGGCACGCGAGCACAGCCCUCGGGCUUGGAGGCAGAGUUGGCGCGAGUGCAUGCCAUGCUGGCGCACAAUUCUAAGGUUUAUAAGAAACUAGAGCAAACGGUAGCGGAUAACGCACGGUUGGAACGGGAAUUGCAUCACCUACGUCGCGCACUGCGCGCUCAACGUGCUAACAUUCAUGCUCAACCCUCGCAUCCCACUGCUAUGUUAGAAGAUGAGGUAACACGGGUACAACACUUGGUGUCGGCGCUUCAGCGUCAGCGUCAAGAGCUCAGUCGGGCUGUACGACAUCUCACGCAGCAGUCACAUGCUUUACAGAUUACUCAUGACUCUAUGCCUGGCAAACGUCGCCCAAUGUCGUCGUGGCAAGAAACAAAUUUGGACACGGGACACACUAUCGAUCAUGGCCAUUCAGAGUAUGAUUACGAUAUGACAGGACCCGUAAUGCCUCCAGGACAUUACGGGCAAAGCGUGGAAACACCACUGUAUGUUGAUACAAGAACACCCGGCAUGGAUGUCGCAUCUCCAUUAAACAGCGAGGAUAUGCAGCAUACAGCUUUUGGUAACUUAUCCAACGUAGAAAAACAGGAGAUCAAAACAGUACGAAUCGUUAAAAGGGAGAGCGAAAGACGCCAAAGGGAUCGUGAGCGUUCGCUACAACCACUAUCCGACUGGUCAAGUACAAACAUCACCGCAAACAUCGACCAAUUUCUAGAAGAAGAAUUAGUGCAACCAAUAAAUAACUACAGAGCUUCCUCCUUACCAAGAACUGAUUAUAGUAAAUACGAAGAAUAUUACGCUAAGCCCCAAAACACUGAACCACCAAACUAUCUAGGAUUAAAUGAUAAGAAUAUGCAACAGAGCCCUAAAUAUCCAUCAAGCCCUUCAUUAUCUAAUUACGAUUACUCGAGAGACAUUUCGUCACUAAGCAGUAGUUACCAUAAGACUUAUGAUAGAUCUGCUGGUUACGAUCGGACUAUUUCUCUAUCAACCCAAUAUUUGAACAGUCCGACAGACAGUUCUAGAACUUUGACCAAUGAUCCAAUGUCGAAGACGAGCAGUAUUGUUAGCUUGACCAGAUCCAAUAUGGAAUUAUCACCUAUAUUCAAAAGUGAAGCUGCAAAACAAAUAAUCACAGAGAUGUCUGGGGAGCCCAAAAAUGGCUCUUUGCAUAGACGUCAAGUGCCAAAGGAGAAGAGGAGGCACUAUACUGCACCCCAUCAUUUGAGUGCUAAGACUCUCAAUGAAAUGCCUAAGGAUGUGUAUAAUCAGGAUGCUUUGGGAAGGUCACUGGAUGACGCAGACAUGGAACGUGCAUUACGGGGCGCAGCACCAGAUGUCGUGCGCUCUGCGCUGCCCGCACGAAGGUUACCCGACUCCAUUGAUCAGCUGUUGGCUGCUCCACAAAAGAUCAUUAUACCGGAACGGUAUAUACCUGAGAAGCCUCCAGAACUGUCGCCGGAAGAACAGCAAAAGCGUCAAGAAAAAGUAGAGUCGAUCAAAAAGAUGCUGACUAGCUCUUCCGCCGACCCGAGCAAGAGCCCAGACGGACAGGAGAAGCGCCAGCGUGAACACUUGCUUCAGAUGAACCAGAUCCUUGCCAAGCAGGUCACCGAGAUGAGCAAAAUCAUAGCUGUUAAAGCAUUAGAAGAGCUGCCACUACAAGACAACACGGAUGACUACGAGGAUCGCUCUCCAGACGUCGAACUGCCAAUUUAUCAACAAAGAGACAAUUUCUUUACAUGAACUGAAACUAAAAAUGUUACUUACUUGGUCUUGACACAAGAGUAAGUUUCCACUAUAAUAGCUCGUUUACACAGGCUGCAUAAGCAUUGCGUAAGCGUAGACUUAGCGCGUACCAUUGCGUUGUAAUGUAUGGAACUGUAUGCGACAUGGCACACCGAUUGCGUAAAGCGUGGACGUAUGCGUAACUCGGUGCGUUAGGGGUUUACGCGCAUCACUACGCACGUGUCACGUGUACGCAAUUGGUGUGAAUCGGCCUUAAGGCCAUUAUAUUAUUAUUGGCUUUAAAUUGGGUUGCAAGAUUUCCUUUUGUGAAAUCUGUCCUGAUCACAGUCAUUAACUAUGACACUUCAACUUUUGUUCAAAUCUUGGUUAAUUAUUAUAAAGAUAGAGGGUUCUUUGAUGAAUUUUAUAAACUUAACAGUUUAAUAUCAAUUUUGUUUAGCGUAAUUGAACCAAAAAAUAAUAAAAGACCCAAUUGGACAAAAUUUCAUGUAAUUGAUAAAGCCAUGUGGCGAUAUUGUUACUACCUAUUAUCCUACCUAUUACCUAGUAUCAAUAGGGUACGUGGCUAUUAUUAUAUGUUCUUCCUCUGGAAUUAUUUAAAUAAAAAAUUAAUAACUUGGAGCUCUAGCCAUAUCUCUGUCAAUUUCUAAUUCGUAUCUAUACAAAAAAAUGUUAUUUAUACACAAAAGUCAUGUACCCAAUUUUUAUAGAAAGUAUAAACUGCAUAGAGUUGUAAUCGAUAUCAAAUUAAUGUUUAUUACCUAUUAGAUGAUAUUAGAACGAAUAUAAGAUUAUCUUGGUGAACUAAUUAUUGUAUUAAAUAUUUUAAUAUUUGCGUAUGAUGACUAGUGGAAAGGAAUUGCUUUUUCCAAUCCGAACACUGGCUAAGAUCCUUACAUACUUAUAAAAAAUUACACACUGCUUGUACAAGGCAUACGUCUAAUAUUUUAAAAAAAUGUGUAUAAGCCAUAAAUAAACAGUGUGUAUAAUUUCAUUAAAUAAUAAGGGCCUAGACGCUUUGGCUUGAAAACAUAUCGUGUCAUAUCUGUAGACAUGUAAUUUAUGUGACAAAGUAUGCUUUAUUUUUUUUUAUAAUAGGACUUCAUUUAGCAGUUGCUCAAUUUACAAUAUUAGUAUUGUACACAUUGUAAACAUUCCGUUUAACGUUUUUUAUUCAUCAGAAAAAAAUAUUUUACUUUGUAUAAAAUUUAAUUUAAGGGCCAGUUUACAAAUAUGCCCCUAAUAAAUAAUCAAUCAAUAAAAUAUAGUCUUCUAUAUAAAGGGCCUUCAAUUGUUAUUCUAGAUUUAAGGUUAUAUUACAUACAAUUUAGUGUAUUUAUAAAAUUGUAUAAAAAAGCGAUGCCAUGUUAAACAAAAGUACUUAAUAAUGUAGAUAAAGCACAUGUUAUAUUUUAGUUUCCAAACGAAUAAAAAUGCGUUUUAGUAUUAUUUCGUUUAAAAUAAUUACCUAUGUAACAUUGUUUUUUAUGAUUUUAUAUUUAAUUAAUCUUCUGUAGUUAACUAAGGGAUUUUUUUAAAUAAAUUGUGUAAUAUAUUUGUUGAACGAAAUCAAUUUGCAUUGCACAUAGUCAAUUGUAGGAAAUCAAACCUUCUUAUGAAUAUACCAAUGUAUUUAUCAAAUCUUGUAAUAUAGUGUCAUAUUGUCGGAAUGCUUCAUAUGUUAUUUCACGGAAGCAACGAAUUGGAACACUUGUGAUAUUCAUGAAUAUACCUGAUUUUUCAAAUAUAUCACUUGUAUAAUUCUUUCAUUAAUAGGUAAUCUUUGAAUAAAUGUUAGAUGUAGUUGAUUAGAAUAUGACUGUAUUAGCCUAUAUAAGCUUUAAAUAUUGUAGUUAUGCUCUUUAACACCGAUUUUAAUUACGAGUAUAUAUUGUUAUUGAUAUAUGCUGUAAUAGUUGAUCUCUCAUUUCAAUUUUUAAUCAUAUAUGAAUCAUCUAAUUUGUCUAUAUUCAUAGUGUCAUAUUUAAUUAUGUUUGUAUUUUUCCAUAAUUUAAACAUACGCUACCACUAGGUAGGUACUUCUAAUUUUAGUUUCACGAAAUCACAUUUUCGUUUGUUAUAUAAUAGCUAAGAGAUAGCUAUAGCUUCGCAUCGUUUGGUGUGAUGUUAGCCUCUGUGUUCCAUAAACAAUACGAAAUCCUAUUAAAAUUAAUUGUUAUUUAUAUAAAUUCGUACUUAUACAAAAAAUAAUAAUUUCGUAGUAAAUUUAUAGACUGAAAUAGUUUCUGCCUUAAAUCCUGUCCUUAAAAUUUCCUAAACCUCUAUUGUUUAUAAUAUAUAUUUAUAACGUCAAUUAUUAUGUACUUAUUUAUCUACCUGAUUAAAGAAAUACAUAAUAUCGUUCACUUGU